CUUCUAUAUGUGGAAUGGAAAUGAACUCAACUAAACAUAGCAAUUAUCCCAUAGUUUGUCUGCGAGACACGAGACAGGAAAAGGGUUGGCAUUGAUAUACGUAGAUUUGUUUUUUUCUCGCGUGAGAAUUCUGGAACGAGUGUCUUUUUGUCGAGGAACUUCAUGGACCAUGGUUUUUCGUAGAUCAUUCAACGGUGAAGGUGAAGAAGCUGGUUUUGUUGGGAUCUAAUGCCAGUCUGCUCUAAAUCUGUCAAGGACAGUCAUCAACUGAUUUUUGUUUUGAACAUUGAAGAAACAUGAAGUUUGGAUCAAAGAAAUCCAUUAUGCCUUUUCGGUUGAAAUGCAAAUCAGCCUCCCGGUUUUCUGUGUUUCAUUUGAAAAGAAAAUCAGCCACCAGGUUUUGUAUGUUCCCUAAGGCGAAGUCAACUAGCUAUGGUCCUGGCGAUACUCCAGUCUAUCUUAAUGUGUAUGACUUGACACCCAUGAAUGGCUAUGUUUACUGGGCAGGUCUUGGUAUCUUUCAUUCUGGUGUGGAAGUUCACGGUGUAGAAUAUGCAUUUGGAGCUCAUGACUACCCCACGAGUGGUGUUUUUGAGGUUGAACCGCAGCAGUGCCCAGGCUUCAAGUUCAGGAGAUCAAUAUUCAUUGGGACCACCAGCUUGGACCCUAAUCAGGUGAGAUCAUUCAUGGAGCGCCACUCAUCAAGCUACCAUGGAGAUACAUAUCACCUAAUUGCCAAGAACUGCAAUCAUUUCUGCACGGACGUUUGUUACAAGCUCACAGGAAAACCUAUUCCAAAAUGGGUAAAUCGACUAGCAAAAAUAGGUUCGAUAUGCAACCGGAUACUCCCGAAAACCCUCAAGGUAUCUGCUGUAAGGCAUGACCAUGAUUACGAACUGCAUGAUAGUGAGAAGAAGAGGCUAAGAAGUUCCUUCAGUUGCCUGUCCUCGAUCUCCACAAGGCAAAAGCAAUUAUCAACAUCUUCAUUAUUUCUACAAUCGCCCUUGAAAGGUUGCUUACCACCAUGGGAAUUAAGGUGGUCUCACUUUGGUUCUUUGAAAGAAAGGUGAGAAAAUGCUUGGAAGGUAUGCAAUCAGUUGAUGUUCUUAGUACAUCAAACGGCUUAGCUUGAAGAGGAAACUUAUUUUGUCAGCUGGCUCUUGAAGGCAUGCGGCCCCUUAAUUAUCUUUCGAAUUUAGAAUAGUCAGGAGGUGCUGCUUGUCAUCAUUGUAACGCUAGUCUGAUGUCGAAACCAUUAAGAAGAGAAAGCAUGUAUGUCAAAGCAUUGCCCUCCUUUAGCUGUAGAUUGUACUUGUAGUGUGUUUUGUUUGAUUUUAUUUUAUAUUUUAGGUAGUUUUUGUUGUUCAUGGCAGAUUCUUUUCCAAAGUUUGUUGAUUCUGGUAUUGGUACAGAAUGGAAGAAUCUUCUUCCAUCGUUAUUCAGCCUGUAAAUACUAAUAUAAUGUGAUGUUUGUGAUAUUUCAUCCUUC
This is a messenger RNA of Juglans regia (Persian walnut), 1489 nucleotides long. Its product is annotated as deSI-like protein At4g17486. The transcript is spliced from 4 exons. Lineage: Eukaryota; Viridiplantae; Streptophyta; Magnoliopsida; Fagales; Juglandaceae. The record is from RefSeq and is a predicted model, not a curated record. Gene Ontology annotation, biological process: protein deubiquitination. Gene Ontology annotation, molecular function: deubiquitinase activity. The coding region runs from base 297 to 1070 and encodes 257 amino acids.